This is a messenger RNA of Aspergillus novofumigatus IBT 16806, 1143 nucleotides long. Its product is annotated as putative C2H2 transcription factor (Con7). The transcript is spliced from 4 exons. NCBI's taxonomy places the organism in Eukaryota, Fungi, Ascomycota, Eurotiomycetes, Eurotiales, Aspergillaceae. The record is from RefSeq and is a predicted model, not a curated record. Gene Ontology annotation, biological process: regulation of DNA-templated transcription. Bases 1 to 1143 code for a protein of 380 amino acids.
AUGGACAACAGACCUGCCUCCGAGUACGCGCAGUCAGGUUCGCACUUUCCGUAUCCUCCGUCUGCCGCUGCGCAUUCUGAACUCCCAGCUGCAGACCAGGCUUCUGCUGCUGCCACUGCUCCAUACACGCCUCAGCAAGAGGUCCGUCCUACCCCUCAGUACACGCCUCAACCCGAGGUUAGACCUGCCUCUGCCGCCGCCGCCAAUAUUUCGUCCUCCAACACACCGCAGUCGGACUACGGUCUGAACCAGCCGCCCGCCGCGCGCUCACCCGCUUAUCCGGACUACCUCGCUCGCCCGCCUCAAUACCAUCACGCCCCAACACCCAGGCCGGUGGUGCGGCAGUCUGACGCGGACGUUCCUAUAGAUCCCUCAAUCGCGGCCUCUAGCCCUACCUAUCCUCCUCCCUAUUCGCCGUAUCAGCCUCAGGGUCAUGACAUGGCCCAGUAUCAAGGCCAUCCUCCCCCGCCUCCUCCUCAGAUGUAUGGGCGUCCGGAAUGGUCGCAUGGUUAUGGACAGCACCAGCACGGUCUUCCUGGACCCUAUAGCGCUCCUGCUACAACGGUUGGUCCCGCCUCCCCUGCUGCGACCGCAGGGCCGCGCCCUGGCCAGGUAUACUCUUUUGUGCCCAUUCCUGGGGCGCAACAGCACAAACGACCCCGACGUCGCUAUGAAGAAAUCGAACGUAUGUACAAGUGUGGCUGGAACGGGUGCGAAAAGGCUUAUGGUACUCUCAACCACCUGAAUGCCCACGUUACUAUGCAGUCGCACGGAGCCAAACGGACUCCCGAAGAAUUCAAAGAAAUCCGCAAGGAAUGGAAAGCUCGAAAGAAGGAGGAAGAAGCCCAGCGUAAAGCUGCCGAGGAGCGUGAACGUGCUGCCGCCGCUCAAGCUGCUCAGGCGAACCAGGUUGACGCUCCCGGUCCCACCGAUCCUGCGCAGGCUCAACCUCCUGCUUACGCUGGCGGUGUCCGCCCUCAGCUGCCGCCAAUUGGCUACCAACCUGCCGACGGCCAAGUACCGGGGCAGUACGGCGGUGCCGGUGGCAUGGUGUAUCAGGGUAAUGGCCAGAUGGCCUAUCCUCCAAACUACCCUCACUCUCCGUAUGGACAAAGCGGGCAGGUGUAUCAGCAACGUAAGUAG